AUGGCUGCUUGGGCUGGAACGACAGUUCGAGGAUGCAAUACGAAGAUCGCCGCGCUAAACAGAACAUCUUCAUGGACUGCCGCUUUGGAGCUAGCAUUCGCAAUGCCAAAAAAGUCAGUGAAGCCGAACAUCAUUACGUACAACUCCGCCAUUCGUAGCUGUGGCCAAGGCAGGAACUGGCCAAUGUCCCUGUGGCUUUUUGCAUGCUUGCCAAAGCUGGGCUUUUCUCCCAACCAAGUCAGCUUCAACGUCAUGGUUCAAGCCGCUACAACAGCUCAUCGAUGGCAGCUGGCAGUGGCCCUAUUGGAAGCUGUCCCCAAAGGGACCGCACCCUCUCCGGUGAGCGUGGCAGCAGCAAUGUCUGCUUGCGAGCGGGCGUCUGAGUGGUGUGCAGCCCUCGCCAUUUUCUGCAAACACUUUUUGAUCGCGGACCUUGUUGUGUUCAGUGUGGCAAUUACGGCAUGUGAAAGGAGUUCCAGGUGGGCAGCUGCACUUUCUGUGUUGACAUCAGCCUGCCAGGCAACUUUGCAGCCAGACACCGCUUGCUUCAAUGGUGCGAUCAGUUCAUGUGGGAAAAGCAGCGCGUGGCAAUUUGCAAUCGCCUUGCUAUCAAGAAUGACACACCGAGAUGGCAUUACAUACAAUGCCAUUCUGGCAGCUCUAAGCAAAGGCAGUGUUUGGCGGCAAGCCGUUCGAAUUUUCCAUAUGUCUCAGCUCCUGGACAUUCCAAAGAUCUGUGCAGGCGGUAUGGCAACUGUGAUCUUGGUACAUCCUGGUACCUAUUGGUGA
Molecule: messenger RNA, 789 nt
Organism: Durusdinium trenchii
Lineage: Eukaryota; Dinophyceae; Suessiales; Symbiodiniaceae
Source: the annotation of a GenBank genome assembly